UUUUAUUGUGUUUCUAUGAGCCUUCCGUGUGAUGACAUCAUUCGGACUGCGCCUCGCUUCGCCAGUGGGAAGGUCAAGAAUUGUUUAAGUUGUAUAAAUUAAACAAAAUAUUUACUUCAUCAACUUGAAUCUUAUUUAAACAAUUUUUAAAAAACGAUCAUUUAAUUUUAAAGUGCUCAGUGUUGUUUUCGAUAAGCCCGACAAUGAGCAAAUACAUUUAAGCUUCGGGUCUAUUCCUGUAGAUGCUGAAGAAACAAUCUUAAAGGACACAAUCUUCAGUGAAGUCACUAUCACACCAGUUCAUCUAUAAGAAGUCAAACAAGCAGCUGCUGUCACAACACAUUCAACUACUCUACUAUUCUGAUCCACUGUUGUAAUGAUGGAGUGUGUUAAAGAGGAGACUGAUCCUGAAUCAUUCACAAUAACACCUCAACAUACUCAACAACAAAGAGGUUUGUGUCUAAUCUCAAUGACUGAUGAAGAGCAUCUUAAGGAACAUAAAGUAAGUCACACUGAUGAGAGGACCUUUGCAUGCCCUCAGUGUGAUAAAUGUUUUAAACAGAAAAGAAAUCUUAAUAUUCACAUAAAGACUCACACUACUGAAAGGCCAUACAGCUGUCCUCAAUGUGGAAAGACCUACAGACAUAAAGCACACCUUAGGGAACAUUUAGUUACUCACAUUGGUGAGUUGUGCUUCACCUGUCCUCAGUGUGAUAAGGGUUUUUCACGACAACGUAAUCUUUAUGAUCACUUAAAGACGCACACUGGGGAAAGACCCUUCACCUGCCCUCACUGUCAAAAGGGUUUUUUAAAAAAAAGAAAUCUUGAUAUUCACAUAAAGACUCACACUGGAGAAAGACCACACGGCUGCCCUCAUUGUGAAAAGACUUACAUAUGUAAAGGGGAUCUUAAGAAACAUUUAAUGAUUCACACAGAUAACAGGCCCUUUGCAUGUCCUCAAUGUGAUGAGGCUUUUUUACAACAAAGAAAUCUUAAUGCUCACAUAAAGACUCACACCGGAGAAAGGCCAUAUGCAUGUCCUCAGUUUGAAGAGACUUACAUGCAUAAACAGCACCUGAAAGAACUUACAGUGACUCAUACAAACGCUCCCUUUGUAUGUCUGCAGUGUGAUAAGGGUUUUUCAAAUAAAAGAAGUUUUAAUGCUCACUUAAAAACUCACACUGGAGAAAAGACAUACAGCUGCUCUCUGUGUGAAAAGACUUACAAAUCUAAAAAGUCCCUGAAACAACAUAAAAUAAGUCACACUGGCCAAACACCUUUUUCUUGUUCUCAAUGUGGAAAGAGUUUUACACAAAAGGGAACCCUUACUAGUCACAUGAGGAUUCACAGUGGUGAUGGGCUUUACACCUGUCCUCAUUGUGGAAAGAGUUUCACAAAAAAAGUACAUUUAGAGAGUCACAUCCGCAUUCACACUGGAGAAAGACCUUACAAGUGCCCUCAGUGUAACAAGGGCUUUACACAGCGUGGACAUCUUCUGUGUCACAUACGACUUCAUACAGGUGAGAAGCCAUCUGUGUGCCAUCUGUGUGGUAAGCGUUAUGCACAGGCACGAAAUCUUAAAUUUCAUCUGGUGUUUCACCAUUCAGUAGAAAACCCCUAAAAGUGUUCACAUUGUGGAAAGAGUUUUAUUGAGUCUGUGCUGCUGAUAAAACACAAGUGACUGUAUACUGGAGAGAAGCUGCACCGCUGUCAUUCAUGUUGGAGAAGUUUCAGAUGAUCACACAGCUGCAAAGCGCUGUCUGCAAAGAGGGAACAAAGAUCAACUUCAGUCUUCAGGUCCAAGCACAUGAUGUGAAAUGAAGAUAAACCUCACGAUUGAAUUACUCCAAAAUAUAUAUUUUUAAUGCAUUACAUGAAGUGGUGAAAUUUGUUUCUGUAGCUCAUCUUGUAGAGCAUUGUGUUAACAGUGCAAAAGGUCAUGGGUUCAAUCCCAGGAACACUCAUUCUGAUUAAAUGUAUAGCUUUAAUGUAUUGUAACUUGCUUUGGAUAAAAGUGUCACAGUAAUUCGUUGAGUUGUAAAUAAUGCAGAUAAUGGCAGUUGUAAUUGAUAUACAGUGUUGGGGAAAGUUAAUUUUAAAAGUAAUGCAUUACAAUAUUAAGUUAAUUCCCAAAAAAGUAACUAAUUGCAUACUUUUCGUGAAAAAUAAUGCUACUUUUAAGUUCAUUUUUUUACUUGGCUGAGGCUUGAUCUCGUUCAGGCUUUGCACAUGUUUUUAUGACUUAUAGGGUUUGCAUUCAGAAAUUGCACAUUUCCAUUGCAAAAAUAUCAAGCUCUGGCCUGCCAUCUCUGUUUCGUAGUCAAAACUGUUCCCGCUAAAACGUAAUUCCAUGUGAUCACGUCUAGUUUAAUUCAGUACGUUGUGUUUUUUUUUAUCAAAUUAAUUAAACCGAAAAGUAACUCGAACUGCUUUUUCUUUAAGUAACUCAAAUAUUAAUGUGUACAUUUAUAAAGUAUUGCAUUACUGUACUCGUUACUUCAGAAAAGUAAUAUUAUUACGUAAUGCACGUUACUUGUUAUCCGUUACCCCAACACUGUUGAUAUUGCCAAAAGUUUUGGGACACCUGGGUGGUUGAAAGCAGGCAAUGUGACUUACCCGGGUAAGUUUAGGAGUAAGUACGUUGAUAACCUCUGCUUUCGGUUCCAAAAACGAAGUUAAUUUUCGGGAUAUGUAAGUAACCAUAGCAACUGACUCUCUGAGGAUAGCAGGUUAUGUUCCAUAGUUCAUUUUAGUUAAUGAUACGAAGCUUCAGAGUUUGUCUGCGCAUGCGUGCACUUAUGCGAGCAUGUAGCGGCGCGUGGAAACAUAUAUUUUGCAUUAUUAUAAUGUUAAAGCAUUUAUUUUAUUACAUUUACAUUCGCGAAUAUUUAUUGUCUUAGAAAAUGUAUGUUUACUUUUUUUUAAAUAAAAUACUUUUUUAAUAAAAUGAAUUGAUAUUUGUUAUUGGACUAAAUACUAUACAUUUAAUUAGGUCCAUUAUUAAUAUAUCUCCAAAUAUCAGUGGAUGCAUGUGACACAAUUCCAUCAGUUAAUUAAUGUUAACAAUAAGGUACAUUUCCAUAUCAAUUUUGUGAAUUUAUAAAUAAACUCAUCUUUCACUUA
Misgurnus anguillicaudatus (oriental weatherfish) is the source of this 3123-nucleotide messenger RNA. Lineage: Eukaryota; Metazoa; Chordata; Actinopteri; Cypriniformes; Cobitidae. The record is from RefSeq and is a predicted model, not a curated record.